Molecule: messenger RNA, 978 nt
Organism: Blastocystis hominis
Lineage: Eukaryota; Bigyra; Opalinata; Blastocystidae
Exons: 3
Coding region: 1-978 (325 amino acids)
Biological process (GO): signal transduction
Cellular component (GO): protein phosphatase type 2A complex
Molecular function (GO): protein phosphatase regulator activity
Source: RefSeq, a predicted model, not a curated record
AUGAUCCAAGGCAUUGAGUUGGCGCUGGUUCGACCUCUGAAUUCGGACUAUAAGGUAGUUCCCUCGUUUUCAGACGAAGACGAAGAAAUCGACUAUUCCGAUCCGGAAUGGACGCAUCUUUCCCUCGUCUACGAGAUCUUAAUCCAUCUCGUUCUCUCCGUGAAGAUCGACAACACGAUUCGAAAGCACUACAUCACGAACUCGUUUAUCACGCGACUCAUUUCGCUCUUCGAUUCGCCCGACCCCCAAGAGCGCGAAUAUCUCAAAAUGGCCACACACCGAAUCUACGGAAAGCUCACAAACCGUCGCGCCACCAUCCGCGGUGCGAUCAACAACACCUUCUACACGUUCCUCUACGAGACGAAGCGCCACAACGGGAUUUCCGUCCUCUUAGAGAUCCUCGCGUCGAUCAUCAACGGCUUUACGCUUCCCAUUCGCCCCGAACAUCGCCAAUCGCUCGAGAAAUCGCUCAUUCCGCUCCACAAAAUGCGCCAGUACGACGAGUACAGCGCGCCUCUCUCUUACUGCAUGACGCUCUACGCACAGAAAGACCCGUCGCUCAGCACGCCGAUCGUAAAAGGGCUGCUUCGCUAUUGGCCGACCGGAUCCAGCUCCAAAGAAGUGCUGUUUCUCAACGAACUGGAGGAUUUGAUGAGCCAACUCAACCCUGCGGACUUGGUUCCGUAUCGGGAAGCGUUGUUUAAGCGGUUUGCGAAGUGUUUGGAUUCGUGUCAUGUGCAAGUCACGGAGCGAAUUCUCUUUCUUUGGAGCGGAAAUGUUUUCUCCAAUGCGGUGAUUCGGGACAAGGAGAACGUGCAAGUGCUGCUGAAGGCGGUGUAUCCGUCGCUUCGGAGGUGUGAAAUGAACGCGACGAAUGAAUCAGUGAAGCAAAUCGUGAUGCAUGUGAUUGGUAUUUUUAUGGAUGCGGAUAUGGAGUUGACACAGCAACUAGCAGAUCAGUUUGAUAACGCCAAGUAA